CGCGGGGGGUGGGGAUCGCCCCGCCGCCGCCUGAGGAAUGUCAACUAUUCAACAUGGAGACGGCGCUCGCCAAGCUCGAGGCCAUGUUCCAGAAGGCAGAGGCUGAUCUGGAUUGGAUUCAACACAGGCUGGAGUAUGAAAUUAGGAGAAAUCUUCCUGAUGAUGCACCACCAGAGGAGGACCCACUGGCCAUCCUGGAGGAGCUCUCAGCGGCAAAAGCUCGUUACAAAGCACUGUGCACACGGAUGGACAAAAUAUCCAGGGAGCAGAAGGAAGCCAUGGAGAGCCUCCAAGCUCCUGUGGAGAACACAAUGAAGAUAAUUCAGGAAUUACAGCAAAAAGCUUGUCUUGAGAGCUCCCCCCUGUCAGCAGCAGAAGAGGCUGCAGCAGAGCAGCUGGGCAUCCAGAGUGGGGGAGGUCUGGAAUCAUCAGUGGAAGAGGCACAUUAUGCAAGAUCUACAGUCUCUGACUCAGAUGAAGAGUGGGACUGAGUUUUUCACAGGUGGAUGAGAUGAGCACGAAACUCGCUCAAGAAUGCAAGUCCUGGAAGAACUUGGUACUGUGAAAAGCAACAAAAAAGGGACUAUUAAAGUAGCCGUGUAAGCGAAAGCUCAGCCCGUUCUCCUCUGAGACACAAAGCACCUUGGUCACAGCUCCUGGAUUGUGAAGGAACAAAUAUUUCCCUGGGAUCUAAGAGCUGCUAAAAGCCCACUGUUGGAAAGCUGUUAUGUUUCUGUGCACAAAUUCUGUCUCUAGUACUUAAAACUGGAGAGUUAAAAACCACCGAGGCUGGCCUUUUGCCUUAGAUAUUUCUAUGGUCAAUGCAUUUUUUUUUAAAGAGUGUUAAUGAGCCACGUGACAUUUUCUUGCUCUCCUCCUUUGGUGGGGUUUUUAACAACCCAAGCCUCUUAAGUGUACUUACAUUCCUGAAUAAAUGAUGAAAGCUAA
Molecule: messenger RNA, 948 nt
Organism: Myiozetetes cayanensis
Lineage: Eukaryota; Metazoa; Chordata; Aves; Passeriformes; Tyrannidae
Gene: SKA2
Product: spindle and kinetochore associated complex subunit 2
Exons: 6
Coding region: 54-491 (145 amino acids)
Biological process (GO): cell division; mitotic cell cycle; chromosome segregation
Cellular component (GO): outer kinetochore; spindle microtubule
Molecular function (GO): microtubule binding
Source: RefSeq, a predicted model, not a curated record